Rangifer tarandus platyrhynchus (Svalbard reindeer) is the source of this 5442-nucleotide messenger RNA. The record is from the annotation of a GenBank genome assembly. NCBI's taxonomy places the organism in Eukaryota, Metazoa, Chordata, Mammalia, Artiodactyla, Cervidae.
AUGAGGCCCCCAACCACCGCCCGCUGCCCCGGGCCCGCCCUGCGGAACCCCUGGAGGAGCUUCUGGCCGCUCACCCUGGCUCUCUUCGUGGGCAUGGGUCAGGCUCAGAGGGACCCAGUGGGAAGAUACGAGCCGGCUGGAAGAGACGCGAGUCGGCUGCGGCGCCCCGGGGGCAGCCCCGUAGCGGCUACAGCCAAGGUGUACAGUCUGUUCCGGGAGCAAGACGCGCCCGUCCGGGGUUCGCCGCCCGCGGAGCUGGUCCAGCCUAGCUGGGGGAGCCCCAGGAGGUCCACCGAGGCGGAGGCCAGGAGGCCGCCCCGCGCGCAGCAGCCGCGGCGAGUCCAGCCACCUGCGCAGACUUGGAGAAGCCGACCCUCAGGCCAGCAGCAGUCCGCACCCCGGGCCCGGGCCGCGCCGGCUCUCCCGCGUCUCGGGACGGUGCAGCGGCCGCGGGCUGCGCGAGGGCGCCUUACGGGGAGGAAUGUCUGCGGGGGACAGUGCUGCCCGGGAUGGACAACGGCAAACAGCACCAACCACUGUAUCAAACCCGUGUGCCAGCCACCCUGCCAGAACCGGGGCUCCUGCAGCCGGCCCCAGCUCUGCGUGUGCCGCUCAGGCUUCCGCGGAGCCCGCUGCGAAGAGGUCAUUCCCGAGGAGGAAUUCGACCCCCAGAACUCCAGGCCAGCACCCCGACGCUCGGCCGAGGGACCCCCCAACCUGCGCAGGAGCAGUGUGGCCAGAGAAAGCACCACGGCCAGAGCUCGGCCCCCAGCACCACAGCCGCAGCGGGCCAGGACCCUGAGUGGGCUCAGCCAGACCCACUCCUCCCAGCAGCAUGCGGGGCUGUCCCAGACCGCCCGACUUUAUCCAGCCCCUGCGGCCAGCGGCCAGCUGACCUCCAAUGCCCUGCCCAUGGGGCCAGGUCCUGAGCGGAGAGAUGGUGCCCCACAGGCAGCAUAUCUGGACCACCCGUCAUCCUCCUGGGGGCUGAAUCUCACGGAGAAAAUCAAGAAGAUCAAGAUCGUCUUCACUCCCACCAUCUGCAAGCAGACCUGUGCCCGCGGGCGCUGUGCCAACAGCUGUGAGCGUGGGGACACCACCACCCUGUACAGUCAGAGCGGCCACGGGCACGACCCCAAGUCUGGAUUCCGCAUCUAUUUUUGCCAGAUCCCCUGCCUGAACGGGGGCCGCUGCAUCGGCAGGGACGAGUGCUGGUGCCCCGCCAACUCCACCGGGAAGUUCUGCCACCUGCCUGCCCCCAGGCUGGACCAGGAACCUCCAGAGAGGGGCCCCCGCCACAGGGCCCCGCUGGAGGGCCCCUUGAAGCAGUCCACCUUCACGCUGCCUCUCUCCAACCAGCUGGCCUCGGUGAACCCCUCCUUGGUGAAGGUGCACAUCCGCCACCCACCUGAGGCCUCAGUGCAGAUCCACCAGGUGGCUCGGGUGCGGGGCGAGGCCGAGGAGGCCCCAGAGGAGAACAGCGUGGAGACCAGGCCCUCGCCCCGGCUCCCUGCCGGCCCCGGCCACGGCCACUGGGACAGCAACCGCAUCCCCGCCCGGUCCGGAGAAACUCCCCGGCUACCUCCCGCCGUGGUGCCCAGGACUCCGGCCCUGCUGGGCCGAUGCUACCUGAGCACUUUAAACGGACAGUGUGCCAACCCCCUGCCGGAGCUGACAGCCCAAGAGGACUGCUGUGGCAGCGUGGGAGCCUUCUGGGGGGUGACCUCCUGUGCCCCGUGUCCACCCAGACCAGCCUCCCCGGUGAUUGAAAAUGGCCAGUUGGAGUGUCCCCAGGGGUACAAGAGACUGAACCUCACUCACUGCGAAGAUGUCAACGAGUGCCUGACGCUGGGCCUGUGCGAGGACUCGGAGUGCGUGAACACGAGGGGCAGCUACCUCUGUACCUGCAGACCCGGCCUCCUGCUGGAUCCGUCCAGGAGCCGCUGUGUGUCGGACAAGGCCGUCUCCAUGCAGCAGGGGCUGUGCUACCGGCUGCUGGGGCCCGGCACCUGCGCCCUGCCUUUGGCCCAGCGGAUCACCAAGCAGAUAUGCUGCUGCAGCCGAGUGGGCAAAGCCUGGGGCAGCCUGUGUGAGAAAUGCCCCUUGCCUGGCACAGAGGCCUUCAGGGAGAUCUGCCCUGCGGGCCACGGCUACACCUACUCGAGCUCGGACAUCCGCCUGUCCAUGAGGAAAGCUGAGGAGGAGGAACUGGCCCGGCCCUCGAGGGAGCGCAGCCCGAAGCGCAACGGGACCCUGCCCAGGCCAGCAGAGAGGCAGCCACUGCGGGCGGCCACCAGCACCUGGGUGGAGGCAGAGACCGUCCCCGACAAGGGUGACUCUCAGGCCGGCCAGGUGACAACCAGUGUUACCCAGCUAUCCACCUGGGUCCCAGGAGCUGCCCUGGGAAGACCAACGCCGUCAAUGCCUGAACAGGGGAUCCCAGAGGCCACGGAAGAAGCACAAGUGACUGCCCCCACCGAUGCGCUGGUGACCCCGGCGCCCUCAGGCAUUGACAGAUGUGCUGCUGGGGCCACCAACAUCUGUGGCCCAGGCACCUGCGUGAACCUCCCAGAUGGAUACAGAUGCAUCUGCAGCCCUGGCUACCGGCUACACCCCAGCCAGGCCUACUGCACAGAUGACAAUGAGUGUCUGAGGGACCCCUGCAAGGGAAGGGGACGCUGUGUCAACCGCGUGGGCUCCUACUCCUGCUUCUGCUACCCUGGCUACAAGCUGGCCGCCUCGGGGGCCACGCAGGAAUGCCAAGACAUAGACGAGUGUGAGCAGCCAGGGGUGUGCAGCCGGGGUCGGUGCACCAACACGGAGGGUUCUUACCACUGUGAGUGUGACCAGGGCUACAUCAUGGUCAGGAAAGGACAUUGCCAAGAUAUCAACGAAUGCCGUCACCCUGGCACCUGCCCUGAUGGGAGAUGCGUCAACUCCCCCGGCUCCUACACUUGCCUGCCCUGCGAGGAGGGCUACAGGGGCCAGGGCGGGAGCUGUGUAGAUGUGAAUGAGUGUCUGACCCCUGGGGUCUGCGCCCACGGAACGUGCAUCAACCUGGAGGGCUCCUUUAGAUGCUCCUGUGAGCAGGGCUACGAAGUCACCCCAGAUGAGAAGGGCUGCCAAGAUGUCGACGAGUGUGCCAUCCGGGCCUCGUGCCCCACGGGCCUCUGUCUCAACACGGAGGGCUCCUUUACCUGCUCGGCCUGCGAGAGUGGGUACUGGGUGAAUGAGGAUGGCACCGCCUGCGAAGACCUAGACGAGUGCGCCUUUCCGGGAGUCUGCCCGUCCGGAGUCUGCACCAACACUGCCGGCUCCUUCUCCUGCAGGGACUGCGAGGCAGGCUACCAGCCCAGCGCCCUGGGCCACAGCUGUGAAGAUGUGGACGAGUGUGAAGACCCCCAGAGCAGCUGCCUGGGAGGCGAGUGCAAGAACACAGCUGGCUCCUACCAGUGCCUCUGUCCUCCGGGCUUCCAGCUGGCCAACGGCACGGUGUGUGAGGAUGUGGACGAGUGUGUGGGUGAGGAGUACUGCGCGCCGCGCGGCGAGUGCCUCAACAGCCACGGGUCCUUCUUCUGUCUCUGUGCGGACGGCUUCGUCCCCGCAGACGGGGGCACCAGCUGCCAAGAUGUGGACGAGUGUGCAGUCACGGACCGGUGUCUCGGGGGGCAGUGUGUUAACACUGACGGCUCCUUCAACUGUGUGUGUGAGACUGGCUUCCAGCCCUCCCCGGAGAGCGGGGAGUGUGUGGACAUUGACGAGUGCGAGGACCUCGGAGAACCGAUGUGCGGGGCCUGGAGGUGUGAGAACAGCCCUGGAUCCUACCGCUGUGUGCUGGGCUGCCAGCCUGGCUUCCACAUGGCCCCGACGGGAGACUGCAUUGACAUAGACGAGUGUGCCAACGAUACUGUGUGUGGGAGCCACGGCUUCUGCGACAACACGGACGGCUCCUUCCGCUGCCUCUGUGACCAGGGCUUCGAGACCUCGCCCUCCGGCUGGGACUGCGUUGACGUGAACGAGUGUGAGCUCAUGCUGGCGGUGUGCGGGGCGGCGCUCUGCGAGAACGUGGAGGGUUCCUUCCUGUGCCUCUGCGCCAGCGACCUGGAGGAGUACGACGCUCAGGAGGGGCGCUGCCGCCCGCGGGGGGCUGGAGGUCCCAGUGUCUCUGAGGCCCGGCCAGGGGCACACCCACCAGGCCCCAUCCGCAUGGAAUGCUACUCUGGACAGAAGGACCAGACGCCCUGCUCCAGCCUUCUGGGCCGGAACACCACGCAGGCCGAGUGCUGCUGCACCCAGGGCACCGGCUGGGGGGAUGCCUGUGACCUGUGCCCAGAUGAGGACUCAGUUGAAUUCAGCGAGAUCUGCCCUAGUGGGAAAGGCUACAUCCCUGUGGAAGGAGCCUGGAUGUUUGGACAGACCACGUACACAGAUGCUGACGAGUGUGUGAUGUUUGGGCCCGGGCUCUGCCGGAACGGCCGGUGUCUCAACACGGUGCCCGGCUACAUCUGCCUAUGCAACCCUGGCUACCACUACAAUGCCGCCCGCAGGAAGUGUGAGGAUCACGACGAGUGCCAGGACAUGGCCUGUGAGAAUGGCGAGUGUGUGAACACGGAAGGCUCCUUCCACUGCUUCUGCAGCCCACCCCUCACCCUGGACCUCAGUCAGCAGCGCUGCGUGAACAGCACCAGUGGUGUGGAGGAACUGCCUGACCACGACAUCCACAUGGAUAUCUGCUGGAAGAGAGUCACCAAUUACGUGUGCAGCCACCCCCUGCAUGGCCGCCGCACCACCUACACGGAGUGCUGCUGCCAGGACGGCGAGGCCUGGAGCCAGCAGUGCGCCCUGUGCCCGCCCAGGAGCUCAGAGGUCUACGCUCAGCUCUGCAACGUGGCCCGGAUAGAAGCCGAGCGGGAGGCCGGGAUCCACUUCCGGCCCGGCUAUGAGUACGGCCCCGGGCCCGAUGACCUGCACUAUAGCCUCUACGGCCCAGACGGGGUCCCCUUCUACAACUACCUGGGCCCCGAGGACGCCAUCCCCGAGCCACUCUUCCCCAGCACGGCCGGCCGCCCGGGGGACCGCAUACCACUCCCUGAACCUCCCCUGCAGCCCUCAGAACUCCAGCCCCACUACGUGGCCAGCCACCCAGAGCACCAGGCCGGCUUCGAAGGGCUCCAGGCCGAGGAGUGCGGCAUCCUGAACGGCUGUGAGAACGGCCGCUGCGUGCGCGUGCGCGAGGGCUACACCUGUGACUGCUUCGAGGGCUUCCAGCUGGACACGGCCCACAUGGCCUGUGUGGAUGUGAAUGAGUGUGAUGACCUGAACGGGCCUGCUGCGCUCUGUGUCCAUGGUCACUGCGAGAACACGGAGGGCUCCUACCGCUGCCACUGCCUCCCGGGUUAUGUGGCUGAGGCAGGUCCCCCACACUGCACUGCCAAGGAGUAG